Molecule: messenger RNA, 1851 nt
Organism: Lucilia cuprina (Australian sheep blowfly)
Lineage: Eukaryota; Metazoa; Arthropoda; Insecta; Diptera; Calliphoridae
Exons: 6
Coding region: 81-1772 (563 amino acids)
Biological process (GO): maturation of LSU-rRNA; maturation of 5.8S rRNA
Cellular component (GO): preribosome, large subunit precursor; Las1 complex
Molecular function (GO): endonuclease activity
Source: RefSeq, a predicted model, not a curated record
UAACAUUGCAGCGGCAGCACGUGUUAAAUUUGUUUACAAUUUUGUUAAAUUAAAAAAUAGAAAAAAACAUAAAAAAUAAGAUGUAUUUAGACAGCAAUAAUGCUGAAGAUGAUAUCUUUGAAGAAGUCACCACAACAGACUUCAGUGAUCAAAAUAAAUCAUGUGAAAGUGUUAAACGUCGUACUGUAGUGGGUCCCUGGAAAAAUGUAUCAGAAUUUAAUAAAGUAUAUGACUGGCUAUUUGGUUCAGAAUAUUCUCGAGAAUCACGUGAAAAAGCUUUGAGUCAAAUACGCGUAUGGAAUUUGAGACGUAGUACUUUAUGUCCAGCUGCUGUAUUAGCUACCAGUGUCAUUAUAGAGGUUCAGCUUAAAGAUAUUGCUGACAAUAAAUUCACUAACGAGGAGUUACAAACUUUAUACGCUAAUGCUUUUACCAGAUUCUUCAAUUUCAUGUCCUCUAUAAUGCAGUCACACAAUAUGCGCACCAUGUAUCAAACGGCCAAAGAAUUGGGAUUAGAAUCAUUUGUAGUAGAUUUAAGACAUAUUUGUGCUCAUGGGCAAGUAUUGCCUCCUCUACAGGUGCUGCGUAAUACUGCGGAAUAUUGUAUCUCCUGGUUGCACGACUACUAUUGGUCGGCACAACGCAACACCAUGUGUGACACUGAUGCAGCCCAUAUAAGACGCAAAGAUAAAACCCAAUUUGAUAUUAAUAUCUCUGAAUUAUUUCAAAUCUAUGAUGCCGCUUUAGAAGGUCAUUUAAAAGGGGCAACAAAUCUAAAAACUCUUAAACGUCAUCUACACGGCAAACGUUUCAAUUCCCUGAAAGAAUUUUACACUGAAAAUAAAUUAAAUUCCUUACAAGAUGCAUUUGAUGUUAUUGUUCAACAACUUUGUGUUCUAGUCAAACGUGAUUUGGCUAUAAAAGACAUGUCGGAAAUUUAUGUGGAAGCUUUUUUAAAAAUGAGCUAUUUCUUUAAAUUACACGAAACUCAUACAUCCGAUGAAGACUUUAUAUCAUUAAUAAAUGUCACUCAGUCGCUGUUUCGUAUGUUGGCCGUUUAUGGUUUUGUGGAGGAACUAUUUUUAUCACUAAUUGAAAUCACUGAAAAUUCUAUAGCUGAUUCAAGUAUGCGAGCUGGUGCCAGUUAUUGGGCUGUUCAAAUUGCGAAAGGUUUUCAUGCUUUUCGUCAGUGCAAGAAAAUGUACAAAGCGGAAUUGGAUGCGAACAGCACUAUAAAAGAAGCACCUCAUAGCAACAACGAUUUAACACAAAUUUCAGAAGGUACCAGAGAAUUACUCAUCUACAGUGGUGUCGACAUGAAAAGAACCAUAAUAUUUGGUGAUCAUUUUCGUCGUCCCUGGGUCUGGGUAUUUGAACGUAACUUUAUAGAAGAUCGUUUAGAAGCUGUAAAUGAAUACACAGCACCCAUAUUAAAAAGUUUAUUACCACUAAUAGAACCAGAAUUAAAUAAAACGGAAAUCAAUACAUUUUCCACACUCAUCGAUUGUCUAUUUGAGACAAAUGCCGAAAUGGAAGUCAACGAGAAAUCAACUAAAGAUUCUAAUAAAAUUUUUACUGUUUCAGAUCUAUUACAGAAAUUAAAUAAUAAAGAUAAUGAUAUAGAAAUGGAAGUGGAUGAGGAAAAUGAAAUUGUAACAGGAGAUAAGAUUGAUGAUGGUGCUGAAGUUAAAUAUGGAAUAUGGACUUUAAUGCCAGAUGACGAAACUCAUGAUUGGAAAUCCUGUCCUUUGGGUCGCUUACCUUGGGAGUAGAUACUUUAAUACUUCUUAGUUUGUAAAUAAAGACUGUUUUCACAAAAAAUAAAUUUGUUACCAUAUAGAGACCAUAAAA